AUGACGGCAGAAUCAAAUCGCAGGCGCAAUGGCUAUAGGGAGUGCGACGACCCAGAAUUAGCACACAUCCCCAAUGGAUCCGACGGGUUUCCGCUGGAAACAGUCACAUGGCGAGAUCGUAUCGCUCACUUCACCUGGCCUUGGUUUGCGUGCACAAUGUCUACCGGAGCCGUCGCCGUCGUCAUAGGCAAUACGCCGAACAGAUUUGCUGGUCUUGACACCAUUGGGAAAAUCUUCUUCAUCUUGGCUCUGGUUUUGUUCAUCGCUUUCAACGGUCUUAUCGCUACACGAUUCUUUCUGGUACCUGAUAAAUUUCUCGCUUCUUUGCAUCAUCCCGUGGAAUCACUCUUCGUGGGAAGUUACUGGGUUUCCGUUUCUCUUCUUCUCACCUGUAUGCAACUUUAUGGCGCGCCGAGCGUUGGUCCCUGGCUUAUCAAAACUCUUGAGAUUCUAUUCUGGAUGUACUGCGCCAUGGUACUCAUUGUCGGCGUGUUACAGUACUACGUGUUAUUCCAGCUGGAGCGUCUCAAGGUCAACAAUGCUAUGCCUGCCUGGAUUUUCCCAAUCUAUCCCCUGCUUGUAGUCGGCCCCUUGGCUCAAACUCUGGUUCCGUACCAACCACACGAUGCGGCUGUCAAGAUUUGGUUCGGUGGAAUCAUGCUGCAAGGUGCAGGAUGGUGUGUCGCUCUGAUGAUGUAUGCCAUCUACACACAAAGAUUGAUGGUCAGCGCUCUGCCAGAUCCCUCCACAAGACCUGGCAUGUUUGUCAGUGUGGGGCCAGCUGGUUACACUGCUCAUGCCCUCAUGUCACUGGGUCGGCAAGCUCCCAAAGUAUUUGGCGACAGCGAACUGUUCGGGAUUACUUCACUGCCGAUGGGAGAUGUGAUCAAAGUCAUUGGAAUCCUUGCAGGGUUCUUUGUGAUCCUGUUCUCUUUCUGGUUCUUCUGCGUCUCACUCGUCUCGGUCCUUGCUGGUGUCAAGGAAAUGUCAUUCACUUUGAAUUGGUGGGCAUUUGUCUUCCCCAAUGCUGGCCUUACCCUUGCCUCUAUUCAAGCCGGAGCUGCUCUAGAAAGCGCGGGCAUCAAUGGUGUAUGCAGUGCUUUGACCAUUGGGCUGGUUAUCAUGUGGAUCAUCUGCGCGAUCGCAAACAUUCGAGCUGUGUGGAAGAAAGAGAUUAUGUGGCCUGGGAAAGAUGAGGACAAGACGGAAAACGGUGUCAAAUGGGGAGCACAUGUUGCAUAA
Messenger RNA from Aureobasidium melanogenum CBS 110374, 1242 nucleotides. RefSeq lists its product as uncharacterized. The transcript has a single exon. The record is from RefSeq and is a predicted model, not a curated record. NCBI's taxonomy places the organism in Eukaryota, Fungi, Ascomycota, Dothideomycetes, Dothideales, Saccotheciaceae. Gene Ontology annotation, biological process: malate transmembrane transport. The coding region runs from base 1 to 1242 and encodes 413 amino acids. Gene Ontology annotation, cellular component: membrane. Gene Ontology annotation, molecular function: malate transmembrane transporter activity.